AUGUUAAAAGAAAGUAGCAGUAACAAAGACUUGGAAAACAUUAUUAAUGAAAAUAAAAACAGUAACAAUGAUACUAGUAACAAAAACGAUAAAUUAACUGCAAGAAAAGAAAUUGUUAAUAGCAGUUCAAGUAGUAGCAGCGCUGCUAGUAUUAUUGAUAGCGGAAAAAAUAAGAUUAAUGGUAAUGUAAAUUUUAAUAGCGGCACUAUUAGCGUUGAUGUUUGUAAAAUUCAAGAUGAUAAAGGCAAGACAGAGAACUCAUUGAAAAGAAAAUGGCAGGAAGAAGAAAAUCAAGAAGGAAAAGACUAUAAUCAUCAUCAAUCUAAGAAGUUUGCAAGAGAAAAUGUGGAAAAGGAAGAGGAAAAAGCAAUUAAUGAUCACGUUGCCGAUGAUAAAAAUGUUAAUGUUAAAGAUGAUUAUAUUAUUGGUGAACAUGAAAUAAUUGCAAUAGGAGUGGAUCUUAGCGAAGAUAAAGUUCCAGAAGAUUAUACAGGAUCUUGUUCGUAA
Molecule: messenger RNA, 507 nt
Organism: Entrophospora candida
Lineage: Eukaryota; Fungi; Glomeromycota; Glomeromycetes; Entrophosporales; Entrophosporaceae
Source: the annotation of a GenBank genome assembly